Molecule: messenger RNA, 1452 nt
Organism: Pseudophryne corroboree (corroboree frog)
Lineage: Eukaryota; Metazoa; Chordata; Amphibia; Anura; Myobatrachidae
Gene: DMTN
Product: dematin actin binding protein
Exons: 16
Coding region: 225-1304 (359 amino acids)
Biological process (GO): lamellipodium assembly; actin filament bundle assembly
Cellular component (GO): actin cytoskeleton; plasma membrane
Molecular function (GO): actin filament binding
Source: RefSeq, a predicted model, not a curated record
UGCUGGUGCUCUGCAGGCAGGGAGGGGACCGGCCAUGUCCCUGGUGAUGCUGAGGAUUAGCUGUUACCAUAGUUACAGGAAUCAGGACCAGCAGAUGAUGCUGACACUGCCUGUACUGCCCGGGAUCCCACGAGACGGAGCAGAACCUAAGAGGUCACGUGAUGCAGAGCAACGCACAGACUGAUCUCCGGUAUACACACAGGACACUGACGCACGACAGCUGAAUGGAAAAGCUGCCAAAGACACCCCUCACAUUUCCUGGUAGUGUCACCUCCUCCAGAGGGCCAAGUGUGCCGGGUUCCCCUUCUGCUAUCACUGCUCGCAUGGACAGUCGCAUCGUGGGUUAUAAGGAUCUAGCCGCCCUUCCACGUGACAAGGCUAUAUUGGAUAUUGAGCGUCCAGACCUGAUGAUUUACGAACCACACUUCACGUACACUCUCCUGGAGAACACAGAGACUCUCCGCAGCAGAGAGAGAUCUCUGUCUCCCAAGUCAAUAUCACCUCCUCCGUCACCUGAGGUCUCUGCACUCUGGGCCGAUAAUAAGUCUGUUGGAAGUAGCUCCAAUGUACAAGGUCCCCGUGGGGGAAGUAAUUCACCUAGAGGAGGAGUUCAGCACUUCCACUGUCCAGAGCUUUCUCAGAAGGAGCCAAACCUCUACAAGAAGCCUCCAAUCUACAGACAGAGAGAAUCAGCACUCGCCCACAGGCUGUCCGAUGACCCUAUAGUUGAGUCCUCAAAGUUUCCAGCUGCGAAACCGCCAGAUCCAAACCAGCCAGCAAAGAUCGAGACUGAUUACUGGCCAUGUCCUCCUUCCCUGGCGGUUGUAGAGUCUGAGAGACGCUAUCGCAGAGAAUCCAAACAUGGAGAGGAAGAAAGCGAAGAAAGUGAGGAUGUGAAAGAGCUGAGACAACGUCAGAUAGUGGAGCUUAACAAGAUCCAGUCUAAUCUGGGAAAACUCAUACUAAAAGAAGAAAUGCAGAAAGGCGGUCCUCAAAGGAGAAAAACUCGCUCUCUGCCUGACCGGACCCCAAUCUACACACCCAUACAUUCUGGAUUCAGUAGGAGCAGCUUAUCGAGGCUUCAAUCUGCAGAAUUCCACUCUCCAGAACGGCAGAGGGAAAGAGCAGGGUUUCAGGUAAGCAUCAUUAGGGAAGGGGUUGGGAGAUUGUCAGCUCCAGGACACAGAUCCGCUAGACUUGUCUUUGUGUCCCACAGAAUGGUGAAGGGCAGAGGUCCAGGAUGGACAGAGGAAACUCCCUACCCAGCAUGCUGGAGCAGAAGAUUUUUCCCUACGAAUUGCUGAUAGUGACAAACAGGGGGCGCCAAAAACUGCCCCCUCGGGUGGACAAGACUCAGCUGGAGCGAUACCUCUCCCCGGAGGAGUUCCUGCGCCUCUUCUCCAUGCCCAUGGACGAGUUUGUAAAGCUGCCAUUGUGGAGGAAGAAUGAGCU